AGAGGGUGGGCCCUCCUGGGUGGCCGCCUGGCUUGGCCUGCGCAUGUCAGCCUGAUCCAGCAGCAGAGUUUGGGGGGCGCCUGGAGUGGGAUUCCUGCUGGUCGCUGAGACCUUGCAACGAUCCGGACCGGAGCAGGGAUCCCGCCCCUGGUCAGGGAGCUGCAGGCGGUGUAGACGGCCCCGACGGGCGGGUGCGCCCUGGGCACGCCCAGCGAGAGGCGCAGCUCCAGGGUGGAUGCAGCCAGAGUUCGGCAUCUCGGUGCAUCCAGGCCGGAUCAUCGCAGCUCCUGGAGGAAGAAGAGGAAGAGGAGGAAAAGCAGGAGGAGGUGAGAGGUGGCUCAGCACCUUCUGGACUCGGACCCGGUCCUAGACCAGCUAGCUGCCUCUCCAAGCUGGGAGGGCUCGGGCGCUGUCCACGGUGCUGAACCGCCGGCCAGGGGCGCAUUCAAAGCAUCCUUGGGCUGCAGCCAGGCCAAUCCAGGGCCCGCGGCCAGGGGGAGCUUGGCACCGAGCUCCCACCAGCUCCCCAGCCUAGGGCAGAGGUCGCCCCUUGCGAGGCAGCUUGUCCCCAAGGCUUUCCUCGAAAGUCUCCAAGAACGCAGCAGCUCAUAACUCGGGGAGCUCAACGUUUGGCACCUUCGAGAUUGCCCACCAGGACGAUGCCCGUCUUCAGCCCAUCGCUGGUCCCGGCUUCCCUCGUGCUCCUCUUUUGGGUGAGCACCUGUGCCCCCGUAUGUGUGGAGGUGCCCUCGGAGACAGAGGCGGUGCAGGGCACCCCCAUGAAGCUGCGCUGCAUCUCAUGCAUGAAGCGGGAGGAGGUGGAGGCCAGCACGGUGGUGGAGUGGUUCUACCGGCCAGAGGGCGGCAAGGACUUCCUCAUCUACGAGUACCGGAAUGGACACCAGGAGGUGGAGAGCCCCUUCCAGGGCCGCCUGCAGUGGAACGGGAGCAAGGACCUGCAGGAUGUGUCCAUCACAGUGCUCAACAUCACCCUCAACGAUUCGGGCAUCUACACCUGCAACGUGUCUCGAGAGUUUGAGUUCGAGGCUCACCGGCCCUUUGUGAAGACCUCGCAGCAGAUCCCACUCCGGGUCACCGAGGAGGCUGGAGAAGAUUUCACCUCUGUGGUCUCCGAGAUUAUGAUGUACAUCCUCCUGGUCUUCCUCACCCUGUGGCUGCUCAUAGAGAUGGUCUAUUGCUACAGAAAGGUUUCAAAGGCUGAAGAAGCAGCCCAGGAAAAUGCGUCUGACUACCUCGCUGUCCCCUCGGAGAACAAAGAGAACUCGGUGGUGCCUGUGGAGGAGUAGAAAAGGAUGUGGCCGAGGCGAUGCACAGGGCACGGGAGGAGACAGAGGUUGAGUGAAGCCUGGGGAUGGUGUGGGGGAGACUUGCAUUUCGGUCCCCACCCUCAGAAUACUUGUUUGAGUUGGGACCUGAGUGUCUGAGCUUGUAGGUAAGGUGAGGCCCUUUGGAAAGAUGAGUCGUGUUGACCAGUUCUGAUAUGGCAUCCUUACCUGUAGAUGAUGCUAAGGCAUGGGCCUCCUCUACUCCCUCCAUUGCCAGGGUCCGAGUCUUCAUCAGGGCUGUGUGGCUGGGCCGGACACUCAAUGAGCUGUUUUCUCAUUAAGGGUUAUGGGCACUGAGCAAAUUCCAUAUUCAGGAGAGUGCUUCCCUUCAUCAGUUCAUCAUUUCUCAUGCACCCUCCACCUCUGUACUUUCACCUCUGACUCCUUCCGGGACACCAUCAGAGUGCCACACACCAUCAGGCUCUACCAGAAGUGAGGUGCCACCAUCAACUAACUCUACAUGGACUCUCCAAAGACCUCUCUCAGCUUCCAAGCAAGCAGCUCCCAGGCCAGCUGCAUUUCUGUUCCCCAGUGACAACUGGGCAGGAUGGGGAAAGGGCACACUUCUCUGCUCCUGGUUGGCCGGAAUCAGCCAUCUGCCAUUGCUCUGAGACCCCUGGACACCCUCAGGAAGCAAGCAGGAGGGAUUGAUUCAGGAGGAAGCAAAGACAUGGCCCAACACAAGAUUCUGCAAAGUCAAUUCUUCGAGUUCUUCCCCAACUUGAUAUGGGCAAUGGAACAAAGCUAGUCCCUCCAAGGCCCCAGGGGCAGUGAGUCCAUGAACCAGACUGAAAUGAGGGCUUGGUAGCCCCUGCUUGGAUCCUGGGUGGUCUCUGAGGAGGGGCUUGAUUUGCUCUCAGUCAAGAACUCAGCUAGGACUCACACAGUCACUCUCUUCCCGCCCCUCUGUGUGGAGAUGGUGUUCUGUCCAGCCAGCGUGGAAUCACCCACAGCUGGAAGGCAUUUCCUUCCUGUGUGGGGACAGGAAAAACUCGAGUUCUUCCCUCAA
This is a messenger RNA of Suncus etruscus (white-toothed pygmy shrew), 2355 nucleotides long. RefSeq names its product sodium voltage-gated channel beta subunit 3 (gene SCN3B). Gene Ontology annotation, molecular function: sodium channel regulator activity. Gene Ontology annotation, cellular component: voltage-gated sodium channel complex. Gene Ontology annotation, biological process: ventricular cardiac muscle cell action potential; sodium ion transport; regulation of heart rate by cardiac conduction. The transcript has 5 exons. Lineage: Eukaryota; Metazoa; Chordata; Mammalia; Eulipotyphla; Soricidae. Bases 660 to 1307 code for a protein of 215 amino acids. The record is from RefSeq and is a predicted model, not a curated record.